Messenger RNA from Tupaia belangeri chinensis (Chinese tree shrew), 2701 nucleotides. It is a transcript of the gene SLC22A23, whose product is annotated as solute carrier family 22 member 23. Gene Ontology annotation, molecular function: transmembrane transporter activity. Gene Ontology annotation, cellular component: membrane. Lineage: Eukaryota; Metazoa; Chordata; Mammalia; Scandentia; Tupaiidae. The record is from RefSeq and is a predicted model, not a curated record. Gene Ontology annotation, biological process: transmembrane transport.
CUGCUGCUCGGCGGCCGCGGCCCCGAGCCUCCUGUUGCUGGACUACGAAGGGUCGGUGCUGCCCUUCCUGGGGGGCCUGGGCGGGGGAUACCAAAAGACGCUCGUGCUGCUCACCUGGAUCCCGGCGCUGUUCAUCGGCUUCAGCCAGUUCUCGGACUCCUUCCUCCUGGACCAGCCCAACUUCUGGUGCCGCGGGGCCGGCAAGGGCGCCGAGCUGGCGGGGGCCACUGUCACCGGCCGGUGGGGCGACAUGGGCAACUGGACCAGCCCCCCGACCACCCCCUUCUCCACUGCAGCCUGGGGGACCACGGGCAAUCGCAGCAACGGCAGCAGUGCGGACAGAGGCGACACGCCACCCCUACCGUCCCCUCCGGACAAGGGGGACAACGCCUCCAACUGCGACUGCCACGCGUGGGACUACGGCAUCCGCACCGGCCUCGUCCAGAACGUGGUCAGCAAGUGGGAUCUUGUGUGUGAUAAUGCCUGGAAGGUCCAUAUCGCUAAGUUCUCCUUACUGGUUGGAUUAAUCUUUGGCUACCUAAUAACUGGAUGCAUUGCUGACUGGGUGGGCCGGCGGCCAGUGCUGUUGUUUUCCAUCAUCUUCAUUCUGAUCUUUGGACUGACGGUGGCGCUGUCUGUGAACGUGACAAUGUUCAGCACGCUCAGGUUCUUCGAAGGAUUUUGCCUGGCUGGAAUAAUUCUCACCUUGUAUGCAUUACGGAUCGAGCUGUGCCCCCCCGGAAAACGGUUCAUGAUCACGAUGGUGGCGAGUUUCGUGGCCAUGGCGGGGCAGUUCCUCAUGCCCGGGCUGGCGGCGCUGUGCCGGGACUGGCAGGCACUGCAGGCCCUCAUCAUCUGCCCCUUCCUGCUCAUGCUGCUGUACUGGUCGAUAUUCCCCGAGUCCCUCCGGUGGCUGAUGGCUACCCAGCAGUUUGAGGCUGCCAAGAAGCUGAUCUUGCACUUCACACAGAAGAACUGCAUGAGCCCCGAGAGCGACAUCAAGGGUGUGAUGCCAGAGCUGGAGAAAGAGCUGUCCCGGAGGCCCAAGAAGGUGUGCAUUGUGAAGGUGGUGGGGACACGGAACCUGUGGAAGAACAUCGUAGUCCUCUGUGUGAACUCGCUGACGGGGUACGGGAUCCACCACUGCUUUGCCAGGAGCAUGAUGGGCCACGAGGUGAAGGUGCCGCUCCUGGAGAACUUCUACGCCGACUACUACACCACGGCCGGCAUCGCGCUGGCGUCCUGCCUGGCCAUGUGCGUGGUGGUCAGGUUCCUCGGGCGCAGAGGAGGGCUGCUGCUCUUCAUGAUCCUCACCGCCCUGGCCUCGCUGCUGCAGCUCGGGCUCCUCAACCUGAUCGGGAAGUACAGCCAGCACCCAGACUCAGGGAUGAGCGACAGCGUCAAGGACAAAUUCUCCAUCGCAUUUUCCAUCGUGGGCAUGUUCGCCUCCCACGCAGUGGGGAGCCUCAGCGUGUUCUUCUGCGCGGAGAUCACCCCCACAGUGAUAAGGUGCGGCGGACUGGGGCUGGUGCUGGCCAGCGCGGGCUUCGGCAUGCUGACGGCGCCCAUCAUUGAGCUGCACAACCAGAAAGGCUACUUCCUGCACCACAUCAUCUUCGCCUGCUGCACGCUCAUCUGCAUCAUCUGCAUCCUCCUGCUGCCCGAGAGCCGGGACCAGAACCUACCCGAGAACAUCUCCAGCGGGGAGCACUACACGCGGCGGCCGCUGCUGCCGCACAAGAAGGGCGAGCAGCCGCUGCUGCUCACCCACGCCGAGCUCAAGGACUACUCGGGCGCGAGCUCAAGGACUUCGGGCCUGCACGACGCGGCCGCGGCGGGCGGCGGGCUGCCCGAGGGCGCCACGGCCAAUGGCAUGAAGGCUAUGUAGCCUGAGCUGCGUGCGGUCCCGCCGGGUGCAAGGGGUGGGAGCUGGACCCCGCUUUAUAGACCAGAAGCCGAGCGUGCCGCCGGGGCGCGCGCACCACGUGGACACCGCGUCCGGGCCGCGCCUCUACCGCAGACCUGAGACUCCCAACCGGUGCCGGGCAUCCUGUCUUUCCAAAAGUCCAAGGGGUGUGAGCGAGGGAAGAGACUCUGGACAUCACCCUGCACAGACGUUCUUUUCUGCCAUUAAAUGUUUGUAUUUAUUUGGUCAUUUUUAUGAGAAGCACUUUAUUCCCACUCACUGAUCAUGGAAUGGAACCGCCCCCUUGGGCAGUGAGAUGGGGCGCCCUGAGAAGGCCCGUAAGUGACCAGGAGUGGCCAGCCCCGGGGUUCAGGGGGGCUCCUCCAUCCCGGCUGGAGCCCAUCCCAGGCCUCCACCUGCUGCAAAGGAGACGGGGUGCUCUUCUGGCGUGCUGGACUGCGAUUAGACAGACGUGUACCCCAAGAUCAUUAGGUCUUCACUAGAGUCUGGGAACGGUUUCUUAAAGGCUUUUUUUUGUUUGUUUUUCUUUGUGUUUGUAAGGAAAGAGCUUCUGGUCUACGCGUGAGGGGGAAGCCACUCGCAGGUAGCAUUAAAACCAGCCUCGUUCUCCCUAGGGAUCAGCCUUUCGUACUUUUCUCCGGACGCUCCUUGGGGGAAAAGCUUCAUCAUUUCACCAGAAAUCUUAAGCGAUCCGCGGUGGUGCCACUUGCUGUCACCUUUGCUUCCUUAUGUCCGCCACUAGCAGGGCGUGAGGAGGGCUGGGACGGCCCUGGC